CACCCCAAUAUGGCGUAUUAUAAGACUACACACCUUUGAACUUCGAAAAAUUUGCUGUUAGUGUUACAUUACAUUUCAUGGUGCUUCCCAUAGCAAUCCAACCAUCUCGCCGCCCCGCCGCCUGACCUCCGCCGCCGCAGGCUUCUCACUGGAAAACAAAAAAAAGCCACCACCCAAAACCCACCUCUCCAAAAAUGUCAAAAAUUCCUCUCUCCAUACUCUCUCUCCUCUUCCUCAUCCUCCCCUUCCAUGGAACCUCCCAAACUACUACUUCUAAUUCAGAACAAUCAAUCUUAUUGAAACUGAAACAACACUGGUCUGACACAACACCCAUCAACCACUGGAACUCAACCUCUACCCACUGUGAUUGGCCUGAGAUCACCUGCACCAACGGCUCGGUCACCGGACUUUCACUUGUCAAUACAAACAUCACUGGAACAGUACCUCCCUUCAUUUGUGACCUCCUAAACCUUACCCUCAUUGACCUUCAAUACAAUUACUUUUCCGGGCCAUUCCCAACCGGUCUCUACAACUGUUCCAAGCUCAAAAUCCUUGACCUCUCACAAAACAACUUCACCGGUCCAAUUCCCAGCGACAUCGACCGGUUGUCAGCUCAGCUCCAGUCUCUCAACCUCGGUGGCAACAUCUUCACCGGCGACAUUCCCGCAGCAAUUGGGAAGUUCCCGGAGCUGAGAAUUCUCCGCGUUUUUCUAAAUGGGUUCAACGGCUCUUUCCCGUCAGAAAUCGGUAACUUGUUGAAUCUUGAACUACUGGAGAUGUCUUUUAAUAAUUUCUCACAGAUGGCUAUACCUUCGAGCUUUACCCAGUUGAAGAAACUGAAAGAAUUGCAUAUGAAAGAAUCAGGGUUGGUGGGAGAAAUUCCGGAAACAAUUGGGAAUUUGACGGCGCUUGAGGUCCUUGAACUGUCAAUAAAUAGCUUGACUGGUAACAUUCCAAGGGGUUUGUUCUUGUUGAACAAUUUAACAAUUCUGUAUCUUUUCAGAAAUCAGUUGUCCGGGGCAAUUCCUCAGGUGGUUGAAGCUUUGAAUUUGGUCAAAAUCGAUCUAUCCAACAACAACUUAAACGGAACAAUACCUGAUGAUUUUGGAAAAUUGACAAAAUUGUCGGAUUUGGAUCUAUUUUUCAAUCAAUUAUCCGGUGAGCUACCGGCAAGUAUUGGCCGCCUUCCCUCCUUGGAAGUCGUUAAAUUGUUUAACAAUAACCUCUCAGGGCUACUUCCACCGGACUUGGGAAAAUACUCGAUGCUCAAAGAGUUUCAGGUCCCUUCAAACCAUUUUACUGGUAACUUGCCGGAGUACUUGUGCGCUAAUGGGGCAUUGAUCGGAGUUGUAGCUUUUGACAACGAUCUAACAGGCGAACUGCCAAAUUCACUUGGGAAUUGCAGGAGCUUAUUGGUUGUACAAGUCAAUGGAAAUCGACUUUCUGGAAGCAUUCCAUCUGGUUUGUGGACAUCAAUCAAUGUGAUAACCUUGAUUCUCAAUGACAAUUCGUUUUCCGGUCAGCUUCCCGAUCAAUUAGCUUCUAAUUUGUCACGGAUCGAGAUUAGUAACAACAUAUUUUCCGGUGAAAUCCCCGCUGGAGUGUCAUCCUCGAAGGCUUUGACGGUGUUCAUUGCAAGAAACAAUCGCUUCACUGGUACAAUUCCUCAAGGAUUGACAGCUCUUCCUCUUUUGACAACUCUGUUGCUUGAUGGAAAUCAACUUUCUGGGCAUCUUCCAUCGGAUAUAAUCUCGUGGAAUUGGCUGAACACUCUACAUCUCAGUCGAAACCAGCUUUCCGGCCCAAUUCCUGCCAAAAUCGGGUCUUUACCUAGGCUUACUGAUUUGGACUUGUCAGGGAACGAGUUCUCGGGUCAAAUCCCACCUCAGAUUGGCCUUUUGAAGCUACAGUCGCUCAACCUGUCUUCCAAUCUUCUCACUGGGACAAUACCAGUUGAGUUCGAAAACAAAGCAUAUGAUAACAGCUUCUUGAACAAUUCUGGUCUUUGUGCAACUAACCCAUCACUACUAGGCAUUGAUAUAUGCUCAGGGCCUCAAAACUCCAGCAAAAUAUCCCCUCAAUUUCUCGCUGUGAUUGUAAGUACAGCAGCGGCCUUGUUUGCAUUGACCAUGUUCUUCAUGUUCCUCAUGGUCAAAACUUAUAGGAAAAGAGAGUGUGGAUUGGAUUCCAAGUGGGAGUUCACUCAAUUUCAAUUGUUGAAUUUCUCAGAGUCGGACAUUCUAUCCAGUCUGACUGAAAGCAACAUGAUCGGAUCUGGUGGUUCAGGGAAAGUGUACCGUGUAGCUUUGAACCGUUGGGGCAAAGUUGUCGCUGUCAAGAAGACCCGGAAUAUCAGAAAGCUGGAUGAGAAGGUUGAGAAGGAAUUCCUAGCAGAAGUUCAAAUUCUGGGCACGAUUCGCCAUUCCAACAUAGUGAAAUUGCUGUGCUGCAUUUCAAGUGAGACUACAAAACUCCUCGUCUAUGAGUAUAUGGAAAAUAGCAGCCUGGACCGGUGGCUCCAUGGGAAGAACCGGCAGUUGAGUGUCUCGGGUCCAGUCCAUCAUGCUGUCUUGGACUGGCCUCAGCGGCUUCAAAUUGCUGUGGGAACUGCCCGGGGACUGUGCUACAUGCACCAUGAAUGCUCACCUGCAGUAAUUCACCGAGACGUGAAAUCAAGCAAUAUUUUGUUGGAUUCUAACUUCAAUGCAAAGGUUGCAGAUUUUGGUCUAGCCAAGAUGGUAGUCAAGCAUGGAGAGACUAAUACAAUGUCAAUUGUGGCAGGUUCUGUUGGGUACUUAGCACCAGAGUAUGCUCACACAACAAGAGUGAAUGAGAAGAUUGAUGUGUAUAGUUUUGGUGUGGUCCUUCUGGAACUAGUUACUGGAAGGGAAGCCAACAACAAUGGGGAUGAAGAUACUUGCCUUGCCGAAUGGGCAUGGCGCCACGUUCAAGAUGGAAACCCCUUAGUUGAUGCCUUGGACGAGGAGGUUAAAGAACCUUGUUACCUGGAUGAAAUGACUUGUGUCUUCAAGCUCGGGAUCAUUUGCACGGGCACGUUUCCCUCAACUAGGCCUAACAUGAAGGAGGUUCUACAGAUCCUGCUCGGCUGUUGCAGCCAUCGACCAGAAUUAGGAGAGAAAAUUGAUGGAAGCGAGAAUGCUGGUGCUCCUCUCCUCAAGAAUUCCAGGCGUGAGAGAUUGUUGGACGAUGAGGAUGAUAGUUUGGUGUCCAAUGUUUAGUGGCUCUUCACUGCUAUUUAAAGAACCUGAUUAGCAUGAUGGGGAGAACAAAGAUUCACACAUGAGAAAUAGUUGUAGCUUAGAUUUCUCACAAACAUAUAUCAAGCAAUGAGUUUGAGAGAGAGAGAGAGAGAGAGAUAGAGAGAGACUGCCUAUAUCAUAUGAAAGAGGGGGUAGGAAAUGGUUCCUCACCAUGAUGUUGAAUACAAUAAAAUUCAGAAAUGUAUAAUAACCAUAAACUUCAUCCUUGAAUUUAGGCUCUGUUGAUGGUCCUUCAGGCUUUUGAUUUUUGUGCAAGCAUGAACUCUAAAACCACAACCUGUUUCUUACAAGCAUGAACAUAUUGAGUUGUAACCAAAUUAAGAAACACAGUUCAUAAUAUGAGAACCUGCAGCUGUUAGACAGUAUAUCAAGCACAGUAGCAAAAAUGCCAAUAGUCCCAGUGCACGAAGCUGCCACCACUGCAGGUGCAUGUGGAGAGACUAUUUCAUGGUUUGAACCCGUGAUGCCCAGAUUAUAAUGGAGCAGCCUUUUUUUUUUUUUGUGGGUAAAUUAUGAAACAAGGCCUAUCCUCCAUCAACAAAACGAAACAAAAAGAAAAAAACAAAUUAACAAAACCUUAAUGCUAUGAUAAGGCCUAUCCUCCAUUACGUUAAAGGAAUGAAAUGUGUUUGGUGUAGUAAAAUGCAACUACAUCUACAGAAGCAGUUCCAGGGUUAAGAUUUGCAAACAGGCAAUGCCUAAAAUUUGACUCUGCUACCAAUCCAAAUCAGAUCUGCUGAAAUCCUGUAGUCUGCCUACAACAAAAUUGUAACUAGAAAACACCUUCACAAAACACAGAUGACAGAAAGAGGAAGCAUCCAACGUAACACACCCACGUGCAUUUUUCUAUUUAAAUGAAGUGCACAUGCACAUGAGAUCAUAUAAGAGUUUCCCUUACACGCUUGGAACUACUGAGCAGAAUCUACCAAAAGAAAUCUAAAAACUCAACAGGGAGUACAAUAACAACUGCAAUCUGCCAUUUAUUAUCUAUUGCAUGAGAAAAUGAGGUUACACUAGUAUCAACACACGCUUUUCAGCCCUGGAAAAAAAAAAAAAAAAAAGAUAAAGCAGGACAAGGCAACAAUUGAAAAGCU
Messenger RNA from Camellia sinensis, 4375 nucleotides. RefSeq lists its product as uncharacterized. Gene Ontology annotation, molecular function: protein kinase activity; receptor serine/threonine kinase binding; ATP binding. NCBI's taxonomy places the organism in Eukaryota, Viridiplantae, Streptophyta, Magnoliopsida, Ericales, Theaceae. Gene Ontology annotation, biological process: protein phosphorylation. The record is from RefSeq and is a predicted model, not a curated record.